AUGGCUCGCCCCGAGCAGGGGGCUGAAGAUGGAAACCCAAACCUGCAGGCCUCCGGGGGCGCAUCUCCCACAGGUGGCCGCCUGCUUCUCCUGCCGCCUCCAUCUUGGCUCCAAGAAUUCUCCCCAGAACAAGUCCACUUUGUGGCAGUGUGGCAGCUCCGCUACACCAGUCUUGGGGAGGUCCGGUGCCUACCAUCCCACCUUGGAUGGAAGGUAAAGUUUGAUUCAAAAUCAGACAUUCAAGUGAUAGUGACUCAGAAGAAAGCCAAUGUAACUUACGAAGAUUGGUUGGGAUCACAUUUCAACAAUACACUCAAUUUUACGUCCAAAGACUUGACUCUUUCCAUCAAGAAAAUUCAGCACCAGGACAGUGGCACCUACACAUUGGAGCUCACAGGUGACGAUGGGAUAGAUUACCAAAUCAAAUUUCAGGUUUCUGUGUUUGAUCAUGUUGGAAAGGUCCACUGGCAGGAAGAAAGGAAGACCCUGGAUAGCGGGAUGUGCCAAGUGACUCUAUCCUGCUUGGCAUUCAAUAAUAAAAGUGUGAGCUACACUUGGUACAAUGAGAGCAAACUGAUCCAGACGUGGAGGAACCACACACACUUGGUGGAACAAAUAGAUGGUGGUAACUGGAGCACGUACACCUGCAACAUCAGCAACCCUGUCAGCUGGAGAAACCACACCUUCAACCUCACACAGGGAUGUGGGAGUGAUCAUCAGAAUUUCCAGUUUCAGAUCCUUGUGGUGAUCAUCGUGGUUCCACUAGUCAUACUCUUCCUUGCCAUCCUCACUGGCUUCUUUGUGUGGUGGAGGAAAAGGAAGCAGCCACGUAACAGAUCAGAGGAAUGUCUGACAACUUAUGAACUUAUCAACCAUCCACAAAUCAACAGAAAUCAAGAUCGAGAGCAGGAACAGGAACGAGGACAAGAGCAGAAUCCCUCUGGAGAAAGCAGCACCAUUUACUCCAAGAUUCAGGCUCAGGGUUAUGCCUCCACAUCCCAUGAAACUUCACAUACAAUCUAUUCAGUAAUACAACCUUUCCUGAAGCCUGGGCCCAAGAAGAAUCAAAGUCCAUCCUUCAGUAAAACCAUCUAUGAAGAGGUUGGGAAGCGACAACCCAGAGCUCAGAACCCUACUCGACUGAGUCAAAAGGAGCUGGAGAACUUUCAAUGUGAGCGACUGGCGGGCGCUCACCAUCUUCCAUGUGUCAUCUCCCACGCAGGUGGCCAGUGGGCGCAUAUCAUCUCGUGUGCGGGCAGCCGGCGGGCGCCAUCCCCCAGCGUGGAUGGCCAGCUGCCGCCCAUCAUCUCAUGCGUGGAUGAUUGGUGGGUGCUCACCAUCUACCGCACGUCAUCUCCCACAUGGGUGGCCGGUGGGCGCGUGUCAUCUCGUGUGCGGGCAGCUGGUGGGCACCAUCCCCCAGUGUGGGCGGCUGGUGGGUGCCCAUCAUCUUGCCAUCUUCUGCACGGGUGGCUGGUGGGCGCGAGCCAUCUCCCGAGUGUCAUCUCCCACACGGGCGGCUGGCAGGCGUGCAUCAUCUCGUGCAAGGGCAGCCGAUGGGCGUGCGCCAUCCGGGUGGCUGCUGGCUGA
Messenger RNA from Elephantulus edwardii (Cape elephant shrew), 1590 nucleotides. It is a transcript of the gene CD244, whose product is annotated as CD244 molecule, natural killer cell receptor 2B4. The transcript has 11 exons. Gene Ontology annotation, molecular function: MHC class I protein binding. The coding region runs from base 1 to 1590 and encodes 529 amino acids. Gene Ontology annotation, biological process: natural killer cell activation involved in immune response. Gene Ontology annotation, cellular component: external side of plasma membrane. Lineage: Eukaryota; Metazoa; Chordata; Mammalia; Macroscelidea; Macroscelididae. The record is from RefSeq and is a predicted model, not a curated record.